CCACCCUCCCGAAUCGGCCGCUUCCAGGCCGGAAGUGCUUAGGUUUCCCGUGCGAGAGGGAGCCGGCCGCGGGAAGGGACCCCGGCGCGGAACCGGAGCCUGGCGUCGGCCCGCCCCUUCCAAGGAGAGCGCGGUCCCGGCCCUCCCCGCUGCGAACCCGGCUCGCCGCCGGCGCCCAAUCAGUGCGCUCGCCGGGUCUGUGACGGCGUUCGGCCCCGCCCCCUCGACGGCCAUAAAAGGCCGCGGCGAAGGUGGCACUUCUGAGCACCGCGCUCGGCCCCAGGUGUGCUCCUUCGUCUGCUCCCUGCGGCACCGCUCGCGGUGUUGUUCCCGCGGCCAGCCACCGGUUCCUUGUCCUCACUCCCCAUUGCGGGUUGGCUGAGCCAGUCUCCAGGCUUCUUCUUUUCCUUCCUCUUUCCUCGGCGGCCGCAGUACCUCGCGCUGUAGCCCACCUGGCCUGCAGGUGAGCAGCGGCACAGCGCCCCUGUCUGGCGAGCUCACCCUGCUCGUGCCAGAGCGGCGGGGGCUCCCCUCCAAGGCUCCCCCUUCCCACAGGAUGAAGAACCCGAUGCUGGAGGUGGUGUCCCUACUCCUGGAGAAGCUGCUCCUCAUCGCCAACUUCAAGCUCUUCAGUUUGGGCUCCCCCGGCGAAGACAAAGGGAGGAACAGAUUCUAUGAGAUCAGCUCUUUCCUCCGAGGCGACGUGCUGGAGGUGCCCCGGACCCACCUGACCCACUAUGGCAUCUACCUGGGUGAUAACCGUGUCGCCCACCUGAUGCCCGACAUCCUGUUGGCCCUGACGGACGACAAGGGGCGCACGCAGAAGGUGGUCUCCAACAAGCGCCUCAUCCUGGGCGUCCUUGUCAAAGUGGCCAGCAUCCGCGUGGACACAGUGGAGGACUUCGCCUACGGAGCCAACAUCCUGGUCAAUCACCUGGACGAGUCCCUCAAGAAGAAGGCGCUGCUCAACGAGGAGGUGGCGCGUAGGGCUGAGAAGCGGAUAGGCUUAACUUCCUACAGCCUACUGUGGGACAACUGCGAGCACUUCGUGACCUACUGCAGAUACGGCACUCCGGUCAGCCCCCAGGCCGACAAGUUUUGUGAGAAUGUGAAGAUCAUUAUUCGUGAUCAGAGAAGUGUUCUUGCUUCAGCAGUCUUGGGAUUGGCAUCUAUAGUCUGUAUGGGCCUGGCAUCAUAUACUACUCUUCCUGCAAUUUUUAUUCCAUUCUGCUUAUGGAUGGCUGGCUAACUUCAUAUCCCCACAUCAGUGUGUAUCCUGUUUAUAAAUAUGUUUAUAUUUAUAGAGCACCAAUCAGUAUAAAAGCAUUGUUGAGAAAAAUGUGACCUACAACACUGUGUUCUGGAUAAAAAUGUGAUAAGAAUCACACAAAGUGCUUACUGUGUAAGCCCAAGAACAAAGGCUUUCUGAAUCUUCUCAGGCAGUUCUGUUUUAAAGUACUGUCCAAACCUUGGAAACAGGAUAGCUUGUGAUAGAAUUCAGCAAUACAAGAAAACCAGCCCCUAAGAUGGUGGCCACAGGAGAUUAUGUUUUGUCUUGUUUUUUUCCCUCCUGUAGUCACUGAUAUUCUGUUAGGCUGAACUUGAAGAUUGGAAGACUUAUUGAAUGAGAUCACUAACUUUAUUGUAAAUUUAUUCUGUUUCAUUGAAAAACAUAUUAAACUGAAAGUAUUUCCUUCCCUCAUUCAGAUGAGAACAUGUUUUAUGAUUGCUCAAAAAAAAAGCUCACAAUCUGUUUUUUUUAUGUAUUAUAUGUAAUCCUAAGUCAAGAAUGUUUUAUUUUCAUUACUUGAAACCAAUAUUAGCAAAGUUCAAUUUUAAUUACGUAGUAACUGACCAGAAAGUGUAGAAAUCUGUGUUUUCCUGUAAAAAAUAGCUACUAUAGCAUCAUUUGAACAAUAUGGUUUGGCUUUACUUACUAUGAAGCCUGGAAUUCAUUAUGUUUUCUCCUUUUAUGUGCCACUGUGGUUACUUCAGAUCACUCUGAGAGUUAAAUGUACAUAGGAUUAAAGUAAUUGGUGUAUUUGGGGUGUGUAUGUGUGUCAAAGAAGUAUACAGAUAUCCAUAUACACAAAGCCUGAGACAAAUUGUUGAUUGCUUCAUUAUCAUACUAGUGUGGUUAUUAUAGAGCAUCAGUAGAGGUAUGAAUAUAAAAGUAAGUCCACUCUAUUUUCUUAUGUCUUUGAAUUUGUAGUAUUAAUUUGCAUAGAUGUCAUCAGAUGGAUUAUCUUUAAAAGCAUUUACUAUUAUACUGUGAAGUUUUUAAAAGCUCUCAGAUUUGUUUUCUAGUCACUUUUCUCCGUGUCAUUUCUAAUUAAAGCUUAUGUCCUUAAAAGAAUGUCACAGCAGUAUAUAAAACCCAAAAAAGUAGGACCAAAGGAAAUUAGUGUUUGAAAUAAUUUUUAAGUGUCUUAGUACUGCCAGUCAUGUAAGUUUAUUUCAGUGAGACAGUUACAAUAUCAGAGUUGAGAUGAAGCAGUGUUAAAACAAGCAUUCAAGCACUUUUGCAAAAUUACCAUAUUCUAAAAAUGAAGCCACAGGCUAGACUUGCAUUUCAGGUAUUAAAAUUGCUUUCUUAACUCUCAAGAAUCACAAAAUAAUGAAUCAUAUUAUGAGUGGUAGGGGUAGGGUGGGGUUAACCUGUCAGUGAUCCAAUGAGAAUAAAUUUCAAAAGCACAUUUUAGGUUAAAUGAUAUGCCCACAACAUAUUCAGCUGGAAUUUAAUAAUUAAACUUUAGAUAAUUUUAAUGUAAAUACUUAAAACAUUAAAUGCAACACCACAGAAUAUUUGUGUUGUAUGGGCCUAUUCCAACCACUUAAAAUUAUCUUAAGUAUUUAUACAUAAAAAACAAUCACUAUGAGAACCAUUGUUAGUGGUUUUUUCACUUACUGUUUAAGUAACCCUUAUAGCAAUAGUUUAAAUAAAUUCAUUUCUUAAAAAUAUAGUGUCCUCAUAAAUAAUUAACACCCUUUUUGCAAACUUUAAUAUUGCAGGCAGCAAAAUCUACUGUCUGAAAUUAAAUCUAUGUUCAAAGAUAAUGAUCCCUCAUUAAAUGCCAAGGAAGUUCUUAAGGUUAGAAUUAACGUGAUUAGCCUUGACUCACUUCAUUAAAGCAAGAUUCACUUCCUCAUUCAUUUGAGUGCUCAUUAUAUGCCAGGCACUGAUCUGUUGCAAUUUCAUGGUCUAGAAUUAAUAUUAUUAUUUUUUAACUAGCUAUAAUAGGGUGUAUAUAGUGUUAUGGGACAUAUAGGGGAAGGAGCAAUUAAAUCUGCAGGAAGAGUGAGAGAAAUCUAUAUUCAGGACAUGAUGCCAGCAUUAAGCUCAGAAAUAGUGUGAGCUGAACACUGAUGUGUUCAACUGCUUAUGGGGAGAGGGAACUGGAAGAAAGGUUUUAUUUAUUAAAUGUUCCACAAUACUAGAAUUGUUGAACUUCUUAGGAGACAAGGAGUGUUUCCAUUUGUUUUGUUGUGCUCUGUUUGGUUAGUUGCUUAACAAGGUAGCAUAAGAAGCACAUCUUCCCGAUUGUGGCUAUGGAAGAAACCCUGAGCCAUUAAUGUGUUUCCUAACUUGAGGCAGUUCAUAAAUUUCUCUAGGCUUCAUCCAUUAAGGUUCAUCUUUAUGAUCCUUAUAUUUCUAUUGUAACAUGUAAAAUAAUAAGCAAGUAGUGUCUGAUGAAGCUGUUUCUGGCUCAUUUUGCUCUUUGCCACAGAUGAAGGCCAAAUAGAACUAGUAGGGGCUAAGACGAAUCAAUGCAAGUGUAAAGUACCAGGCAGGUGUGAGGGAUGAAACGAUGAAUGAGACAUGGACCUUGUCCUCAAAGUUUAUGGCCUACUAGACAUACUGUAUGAAGACUUCAGGUGACUGAAAUCCAGAUAGAGCCGAUUGAAGGCACAGAAAGAGGUUAGUUUUAACUGAUGAGGCCAAAAUUAUAGGGACCAUGUACCAAGACCUGUCAAAGGUAUGUGGAUAUUUUCCAGGAGACAGAUUUGGGGCAGGACAUUCCAUGCAUUGGGAACAGCAUGAGCAAGUGUGUGCCAACAGCCUGCAACAUGCCCAGCAUGUGGCUGUGAUGACUGGAAGCAUGAAACCGCACAGGGCAUUCAGGCAAGUGCAAGUGAUUCAGGGGCUAGAGCACAGCAAGAGUGCUGGGAAAAAAUGUCAGAAAAGGAAAACAGUGGUCUUGUGUAGAUUAAGAUUUCUGGGCUUGAUAAACAGGCAGUGGAAAUUUGGAGUUCAGAAGUGUAACUUCCAAAAGUAUGGAAGAAGGAUGGGGGCAUGGGGCAAGACUGGACAAAGGGACCUAUUAAGAUACUAGCUAAGGGCCUCAAUCUCUCAAAUCCCUGUAAUUGUGAGGGUGGAGAGCAAACAUGUCAAGGAAGAGUCAGCAGACUUUAGCAAAAUCCUUUUAUUUGACUCAUGAAUAACUCUUGGUUAGGGAAGAGUCAUGCACCUUUCUUGCCUGCCAGAAAGUUGGUUCCUGCAACAUAAAUUUAACUUGAUGACUAUGUGUAUAUUGUAUACUCCUGAUUUUGCUCAGAUAGAUGUGUUUCCUUCUAAGGACAAGCAUGUAAGCAUUGAUUUGUUGUUUAAAAUUUUUUAAUUUUCAGAAUAUAGAUAUAUUUCUUAUUUUUUCCACUUUAUUUCAUACUAUUAAUGGCAAAUAUCAAAAAGAUUUUCCAGUAACAUCAAGUUAUAGCAAUGGCAAAAGUCUUGUUGUAGCUGAGAAACAUAAGAAAUGGUUGCUAAUCUUUGUUUUAUAUGAUAUAGUUAGAGAGUUUUACCCAACCUAGAUCUAUCAGCUAAACUAAUUUUAUAUUUGGUAUACAUGCAUGUCAAAUAAAAUCUGUUUUACAUA
This is a messenger RNA of Microcebus murinus (gray mouse lemur), 4874 nucleotides long. RefSeq names its product lecithin retinol acyltransferase (gene LRAT). NCBI's taxonomy places the organism in Eukaryota, Metazoa, Chordata, Mammalia, Primates, Cheirogaleidae. Gene Ontology annotation, biological process: retinol metabolic process; vitamin A metabolic process. Gene Ontology annotation, molecular function: phosphatidylcholine-retinol O-acyltransferase activity. The record is from RefSeq and is a predicted model, not a curated record. Gene Ontology annotation, cellular component: rough endoplasmic reticulum.